Molecule: messenger RNA, 285 nt
Organism: Aspergillus homomorphus CBS 101889
Lineage: Eukaryota; Fungi; Ascomycota; Eurotiomycetes; Eurotiales; Aspergillaceae
Exons: 2
Coding region: 1-285 (94 amino acids)
Source: RefSeq, a predicted model, not a curated record
AUGGUCCGCCUCACCACCCUCGCGCUUCUCCUCCUCAGCGCCCUCACCACAACCCAGGCAUGCACCUACUGCCAAUGCGAGUUCUCGAACAGCGGCCACUGCUGCGUCUACUCCGACGCAAGCAUCGGCGAGCUGGACUGCGCGUCCGUCUGCGCGAAAGCUCACCGCGCUGAUGGCGCCAGCAACGCCGACGGCACGGCGGGUACGGCGUGUAAUGCCGGGGGCAAAUAUGAGUGUAUCAGUGCCUUUACGGCGCUGGAUCGGACGCCGUGCUAUACAGAGUGA